AGAGAGGCAGCGCGGCGGUGGCGGUGCGGAGACCCAGUCCAGACGCCAGGCGGCCGCCGGCGCAGAGCGCUUUCUAUCUCCCUCCCCCGGCUGUACUUCCAGCCCGCCUCCUUCCGCGGCGCCUGUAGCCGCAGGCUCGCUGUCUCCUCCCGAGACUCGCUCCCCGAGACUCUCCACCGGUAGCGGACAGAGUCUGCGGUGUGCAGCUCGUGAGGCUAAGGCGAACCGCCAGCUGUAGCCGGCCGGAGCCAGCGCCCUGGGCACGGUCCUCUCCUCUCCACGGCCUGCGCCUCAUGCGCACCCCUUUCGCCCGGGCAGUCGCUACGGCUCCCAAGGACUGAGACGUCCGCUUCGUCGCCUCCCGGCCGGGUGACCCAGGCAAGAACACAGCUAGCUGUGCACUGAGGCCAGUCGCCACUGCUAAAAAUUAGUUUCUUCUCAUGCAAGUACACUACUGGGCCUUUCGUGUAACAUUAAUUCCGAAGGACAAGAAUUGCUGGGCAGGGUGCAGAUGAACCAUUGAGCUUGUUCAGCUUGUAAUUUGGUGUCGCCCCGAAAGGCUCGGCCAGUGUGUUGAGCGCUUCAAGCGUUUUAGGGGACUGCAUGGUGAAUUGCCUUUCUUGUUAACAAGAUCUUUAUAGUGUUGUUCCAUUGUUACCAAUGGCGCAGAAUGCCCCAGAAAAUCUGCUUAGUUUCUCCUUUGAUUUCAUUGAGAUCCGGUGAAAAACCUGAAGAGAUGUGACUGGGACUCAGAGUUGGAGGCAGAGAGCCUGGGAGUGGAAACAAAAUGUCAGUCAGUGUGCAUGAGAACCGCAAGUCCAGGGCCAGCAGCGGCUCUAUUAACAUCUACCUGUUCCACAAGUCUUCCUAUGCCGACAGUGUCCUCACUCACCUGAACCUUCUACGCCAGCAGCGCCUCUUCACCGACGUCCUUCUCCAUGCCGGGAACAGGACCUUCCCUUGUCACCGGGCAGUGCUGGCUGCCUGCAGCCGCUACUUUGAAGCCAUGUUCAGCGGUGGCCUGAAAGAGAGCCAGGACAGUGAGGUCAACUUCGACAACUCCAUCCACCCCGAAGUCUUGGAGCUGCUUCUUGACUAUGCGUACUCCUCCCGGGUCAUCAUCAAUGAAGAAAACGCAGAAUCGCUCCUGGAAGCCGGCGACAUGCUGGAGUUUCAGGACAUCCGGGAUGCCUGUGCAGAAUUCCUGGAAAAGAACCUGCACCCCACCAACUGCCUGGGCAUGCUGCUGCUGUCCGAUGCGCACCAGUGCACCAAGCUGUACGAACUCUCCUGGAGGAUGUGUCUCAGCAAUUUCCAGACCAUCAGGAAGAACGAAGAUUUCCUCCAGCUGCCCCAGGACAUGGUAGUGCAGCUCUUGUCCAGCGAAGAGCUGGAGACAGAAGAUGAAAGGCUCGUGUACGAGUCUGCAAUUAACUGGAUCAGCUACGACCUGAAGAAGCGCUACUGCUACCUCCCAGAGCUGUUGCAGACGGUGAGGCUGGCUCUCCUGCCAGCCAUCUAUCUCAUGGAGAAUGUGGCCAUGGAGGAACUCAUCACCAAGCAGAGGAAGAGCAAGGAGAUUGUGGAAGAGGCCAUCAGGUGCAAGCUGAAAAUCCUGCAGAAUGAUGGUGUGGUAACCAGUCUCUGUGCCCGGCCUCGGAAAACGGGCCACGCCCUCUUCCUCUUGGGAGGGCAGACUUUCAUGUGUGACAAACUGUAUCUGGUAGACCAGAAGGCCAAAGAAAUCAUUCCCAAGGCCGACAUCCCCAGCCCAAGAAAAGAGUUCAGUGCAUGUGCCAUUGGCUGCAAAGUGUACAUUACUGGGGGCCGGGGCUCUGAAAACGGAGUCUCCAAAGAUGUCUGGGUUUAUGAUACCCUGCAUGAGGAGUGGUCCAAAGCCGCCCCCAUGCUGGUGGCCAGGUUCGGCCAUGGCUCGGCUGAACUGAAGCACUGCCUGUAUGUGGUCGGGGGGCACACGGCCGCAACCGGCUGCCUCCCAGCCUCCCCAUCAGUCUCUCUAAAGCAAGUAGAACAUUAUGACCCCACAACCAACAAAUGGACCAUGGUGGCCCCACUGCGAGAAGGCGUGAGCAAUGCUGCAGUGGUGAGCGCCAAACUUAAGCUGUUUGCUUUCGGAGGUACCAGUGUCAGUCAUGACAAGCUCCCCAAGGUUCAGUGUUACGAUCAAUGUGAAAACAGGUGGACGGUACCGGCCACCUGUCCCCAGCCCUGGCGUUACACAGCAGCAGCGGUGCUGGGUAACCAGAUUUUUAUUAUGGGGGGAGACACCGAGUUCUCCGCCUGCUCCGCUUACAAGUUCAACAGUGAGACGUACCAGUGGACCAAGGUGGGAGACGUGACGGCCAAGCGCAUGAGCUGUCAUGCUGUGGCCUCCGGAAACAAGCUCUACGUGGUGGGAGGCUACUUCGGCAUUCAGCGGUGCAAAACUCUGGACUGCUACGACCCAACGUUAGAUGCGUGGAACAGCAUAACCACAGUCCCAUACUCGCUGAUACCCACCGCGUUCGUCAGCACCUGGAAGCAUCUGCCUUCGUAAAUGCAGUGCGUCCCAAAGAAGCUCAAGAAGCGAUUUCUAUCUUGGAGAGGCCAGAUUUCAUGACGAGAAAGAAAACAAGAAACGGCGUUGCUGCACGACUUGGCUUGUGCCCUCGGCUGCACCUUGGAAAAGCUCCGACUGGACAUGAAGGACGGGGUGGGGGAGGGGUGGGGUUUUCAGUGCAGUAGCCCCUGGUUUAAAUAUGAAUGAAUGAACCCGUGAUCUAGUCCUUGUCUUGUAAUUGUGGAUUAAUGUCAGCGUUAAUCAGCCCCUCAAAGGGAGAGAGAGGCCGCGCCUUUUCCCUUGCUGUAGCACAUUCAGCGUUUGAUUUCCAUGGGCUCCACCAUUUAUGUGUAAAAUUUGAAAUGGUUGUCACCUCUCUCUGAGGAGCAAGCUGAAGCCUCCACACCAGCUGCUGUUGGAGAUUGAAAGCCCGACCGUGGGGCCAGGAGGGACGCUGGCCGUGCUGGCCGCAGAGCCUGGACCGUGGACUCCCCUGAUCUCUGAGGGGUGGCGCCCCCAGGGAGGUUUCCGAACAACGGGGACAUUGUUGGUAGCUGUUUGGUAGAUGAUCUUUUCUAUUUAUAAGUGACUUCAAACUUUUCCUUGGCUGUUAAGAAAUUUGUGGUAGAUGUAGCUAUUUAUUAUUUGCCGCCUGCAUGCUGAAACAGUGCUCACAGUUGUCUUCAUGUGUAUGGACGUGCGUGAAUGGUGGUAUGUUUUGCACAGUUUUGUGGCUGUUGUGAUGUGCUUUGCUGCACAAAUUGAAAACUUUGGAGUUACAGUGUGGAAUGUAACUGGAGGGUGGGUUGGGAAGGGGUGGGGUUUUGUAAAUGUCAGGACAGGGAAGGGUUACAAAACAGAAACUCGCGUUACGCCCUAGAGGGAGAGAAAGCACGGUUCUUAGACUCACCGACUUAAUGGGGUUUCCGACUUAAUGGGGUUUCCGGGGCUCCUGUCAUGCUGAUGGCUCACGGGGUCGGGUGGGGCUGCUUUCUGUCCCUUCCCAUCUCAUUCACCUCCUUUGUCUCGGCUACUGAAAUUUGGAAAGGACCAAAUUGCUUUGCAGUUUUUUUCUUUGUGUAUUAUCCUGAAAUCCUGGAAGAUUCUAUGGAAUAGUUCUGUAUAUAGGACACAGGUAAAGACAUAGCCCAAAGUUUGUUGUUUAUUUAUUUAUUUAUUUACCCUGUGAGAAUGGUUGGCCAUAACCACAGUUAACAGGGGAAAAAAGUGAACUAUCACAGACGUAAAUUAAUUCACUCACCCGAUUUGACCUGGACCUGUUGAACUCCUUGUUGUACAACUUAGCGAGUGUGACAAGUUCUCCAUGGCAACAUUAACGUUGGAACAAUGUACACCUCAGCGCUCAGCUGUAGGUAAGUCUCCGUAAGAACUCUUGGGUGCGCAAAAGUGACACAUUGGGCCACAACACACCAAAGAAUUGUAAGCAGUGGCCGCUGUUGCGGGUUUCCGGGACAGUUGGGAAUUGGUUGUGAAUACAUUCUUUGCUAGUCUGCGGGCUUGUUUACUAAACUUGUGCUGUGAUAGGUGUUAAUACUAGACUCAUACUGGAGCUUCCUCAAAGGCGUCUGGGAAGACCAGAGGUUCUGCUCUCGCACUGCUUUCCUUGAUGAUGCUCAUGUUACUGCGCUUAGAAAACUAGGUGUGAGACUGCGACCCACCUUUUACAUUGUGUGUUUGCAUUGACAGAUAAACCCCUGGCAUUUCUUCCCACCUGAGAACUAGAGACUAAUUGUGCAUGUCUGUCCGUGCCGUGAAUAAGUGAGCUAGAGUUGGACCAAAAUAAAUGAGCCCUUGGAAUAAAAGAACCACAAUACUUUCCAGCAGUCAGUCUUUCACUCCUAGAUGUGUUCUGAGCAAUGCAAAUGUCUAAGUGUACAAUGGCGGCGUGGCCGGGUGUCGUUAUAUUGUAGCAGUUACAGCUCUGUAGUUUAUGAUGCAAAUAGGCUGAGCUGUGUGUGUCACUGCAUGGCUUCUGAAAGCGGGAUGAAUUUUCUACAGCUGUUUCAGAGUCAUGGUCUGUCCCUGAAUCCUCUAUUAUUUACUGUGUGCAAGCCAGAGGGAGCCAUGGUCAGGGCGGGCCCCCAGCCUGCAGGGAACUUUCUGGACUCCCGCUCUUUGAAUUGACAGACGCCUUUGGGCUCACUACUUGACCAUUCUCACCCUGUGAAACGUCCCGCACUUUGAAGCAAAUACAAUUCACAGCACAGCGCAUACAAAAACCUUGGCAUAAGACAGAGAAGGUUCUUCUUUUUCUGUGGACGGGUUGCUGUGGAAACAGAUAACAAAGGGCAGCCUUGCACUUCUGCUGUAAUUGUGCAGCCCCUUUUCUCUGGGCCUGACACCUGUCUGAAUGAGGGUGGUUAGAGCUGAAUAAUAUCCUUCUCUUGGCUAUUGAGUAUGUGGUUCACGUACAAAACUGUGUAAGCUGAAGAAGUAAAGUGUUAAUGUUCUUAUGUACUCGUUUCCUACUACUACAUUUUUGAGGUUUGGUAAAACUGUUACUUUUUUUUCACAAUGUGAAACUGAAGGUCAAAUAAAUUAUUAGAGAUUUUCUCUUCA
This is a messenger RNA of Artibeus jamaicensis (Jamaican fruit-eating bat), 5140 nucleotides long. RefSeq names its product ectodermal-neural cortex 1 (gene ENC1). Bases 788 to 2557 code for a protein of 589 amino acids. The transcript is spliced from 4 exons. Gene Ontology annotation, molecular function: protein binding. Lineage: Eukaryota; Metazoa; Chordata; Mammalia; Chiroptera; Phyllostomidae. The record is from RefSeq and is a predicted model, not a curated record.